UCAAGUACGGGUGCAUAGAUGAUAAGAGUAGCACAUGCAUUCUCCUCAUUAUCUAGGUUAAAUUUCAUAUAUUUUACAAUAAUAUCUUUUGUAGCACAAACAAUUGUUACGGGAUAAGUAAGAUAUAAAAGCGAUGGAAGCACAAAAGAAACGAGUGGAAGACAAUGUGACGAGACUGGUCGAGGAAAUUGAUAAGUCUGUUUUACGGAAAAUGCAGAGGGAUAUGCAUAGGUGCGCUGCUUCCUGUUGUGAAAAUGAAACAUACACCGCGCAAAAAGUGCAAAAUUGUGUGGAAAAUUGUACCACCACUUUGCACAAAGCGCAACAAUAUGUCCAAGGAGAAUUUGAUCGAGUGCAGAAUCGUCUGCAGAGAUGUAUAAUGGAAUGCAAUGAUGAUAUAAGGGACAAGAUGGGUCCAAAUCCUACACAGACAGAAAUAGACAGAUAUAGCGAACAAUUCGAGAGGUGUGGUACUAAGUGUGUAGAUUCUUAUUGUGAUUUAUUGCCAUCCCUGGAAAAUACCAUGAAAAGAGUUUUGAGUAAAAACGAAUUUCUUUAGUAUCUGGUUUAGUCAAUUUAUAAGUUGAAUUAUAACUUACCGUCAUACUGUUGACAUUUAUAAUUAAAUAUACAUAUAAAUGUGUUCACAGUUAUGUAAGAAACAGAAAUUUUGUAAACGUACUGAAGGUAUGAACUAGAUUUACAUAUACAACAUAUGAUAUUGUAUAUAAUAAAAAAGAUACUGUUUGAAUAGACAAUUUCCCAAAUACUGAA
This is a messenger RNA of Dinoponera quadriceps, 774 nucleotides long. Its product is annotated as protein FAM136A-like. Gene Ontology annotation, cellular component: cytoplasm. NCBI's taxonomy places the organism in Eukaryota, Metazoa, Arthropoda, Insecta, Hymenoptera, Formicidae. The transcript is spliced from 3 exons. Bases 134 to 559 code for a protein of 141 amino acids. The record is from RefSeq and is a predicted model, not a curated record.